This is a messenger RNA of Lemur catta (Ring-tailed lemur), 210 nucleotides long. Its product is annotated as thymosin beta-4-like. The coding region runs from base 38 to 169 and encodes 43 amino acids. Gene Ontology annotation, molecular function: actin monomer binding. Gene Ontology annotation, cellular component: cytoplasm. Gene Ontology annotation, biological process: regulation of cell migration; actin filament organization. The transcript has a single exon. Lineage: Eukaryota; Metazoa; Chordata; Mammalia; Primates; Lemuridae. The record is from RefSeq and is a predicted model, not a curated record.
UUCUCGCUCUCGCGCCUCGCUCCACUUCUCUGCAACCAUGUCUGACAAGCCCGAUACGGCUGGGAUCGAGAAAUUCGAUAAGUCGAAAUUGAAGAAGACAGAAACGCAAGAGAAAAAUCCACUGCCUUCCAAAGAAACGAUCGAGCAGAAGCAAGCAGGCGAGUCGUAAUGAGGCAAGCGCCACCAAUAUGCACUGGACAUUCCACAAGC